Labeo rohita (rohu) is the source of this 4990-nucleotide messenger RNA. RefSeq names its product phosphoprotein membrane anchor with glycosphingolipid microdomains 1 (gene pag1). Bases 337 to 1548 code for a protein of 403 amino acids. Gene Ontology annotation, cellular component: membrane raft; plasma membrane. The record is from RefSeq and is a predicted model, not a curated record. NCBI's taxonomy places the organism in Eukaryota, Metazoa, Chordata, Actinopteri, Cypriniformes, Cyprinidae. Gene Ontology annotation, biological process: negative regulation of T cell activation; intracellular signal transduction. The transcript is spliced from 8 exons.
CUCCACCCCUCUGCAUCUGUGAAGUGUAGCGGAGGAUCGCAGGCAGUCACAGCAGCACCGGACCGGUAUGGUAUAUGUGUGGUACACAUCGCAGUGCGCACUGCAGCUCUCCAGCCUCACUGGCACUAUUCUCUGUGAUCAUCUCUAAAUACGGCAUGUUGUUUGAGCGCUGCUGGGAGCUUGAGGAACCUGCGCUGAUCAUAUAAACUCGAGAGCGGAGAAACAGCUGAUCCGCGGAUGGUCGUCUGAGGCAACAAUCACCGGAGCCAACAAGUGUUCAGCCUCUGCAGUGAGGUGCAUCUGGUCGAUGAAGGCGACUCAUCAUUGUGAUGUAUAAUGGCUCCUGCGCUGAGUGCUAUGUUGGGGUCAGGGGCCGUGGGGUCAGAGGUCGCGGGGGCGGCGGCGCUGGCUAAAGGGGAGCUGGCACUUGUAGGCACGUUCACUGCACUCACGGCUUUCCUGCUGCUCUCUGUUCUGCUGCUCCUGUGUGCAAGCUGCCAGGGGCAGAAAAAAGGGGGGCCGCCAGGAGACCAUGAAAACCUGAUGAAUGGGGUGUCAGAAAAGGAAGUAUGUAGCCAGUCAGUAGAGAGCCAUGGCACUGACUUGGCGGUUAGCACCUCUCAUAAUGGGCCUCUUACCAGUGGUACAGUACUAUCAGACACAAUGGACACAAGUCCCCAGCCUUCCGAAGACAUGCUGUCCAGCCAAUCAGAGAUCAGAUCCUCUAAGUAUCACCAGGACCGUGAAUUACCCAGCAUUCCACCCACCGAUACCCUCAAAGCAGCCAUUGAUGCUCAAGUUCCCUCAGGAGAAGGCACGUACGAGGUGGUGAAGGACAGCGCCUCCCGUGAUGUCAGUGUCGAGGAUUGCCUAUACGAGACGGUGAAGGAACUCAAGGACAUUGGCCUCCCCAACGGUACGCUAAGCCCAGAGGAACCACCUGCACCUCUUCUUAAUGGCCACCCGAGCCCUGCUACACCAGACUACAACAUGCUGCCCAAUGGUGUGGAGUAUGCCUCCGUCAACCUCAGCAAGAAGAGCCGCUACAGCACUGACAUGGAGGCCCGGCGCUCGGCCGCCAUUGUGAAUUUCGAAGAGCCUGAGGACGAAAAACCACCUCCGGUACCAGACAAAGUACUGGAUGAGAAUGAAAACCAGCAGAUUCUGAAUGGACAGUUACACUCCCCACUGACAACUCCAAAGCUUCAGGACAACGCGUCUCCAGACAGUGAGUCAUCAGACAUGUACUCAAAGGUAGUGAAGAAUGCUGUAAAGGAAACUGAGAACGACUACAGCAGCAUUGGAGAGAUCAAGGGAAUGGUGCCGGAGUCGACUUCCAGUGAUCUUUAUGCCACAGUUGGGGAAGAAUACCCAAUGGCACUUGGCUCCGAGCCUCUGGAGGGGCUUACUGAGAAUGCAGACCCUGGGUACGAGGCCAUCAAGAUCUCCAAAGCAUCUGAAGACGCUCAUCAGGGCAGCGGGAUCAUGGAACCCGACUAUGAGAGUGUAGGGGAUCUGGGUCUCAACGGGGAGAUCUCCCGUCUCUGACCACCCAUGUAAGGGACUGUGGACAGUGAGAAAUCAAUUCUUUGAGGUUUAGAAGUGGAGGUUGGGGUGGUAUCAUGAGUAUAAUGCACUUAACCUUUCCUGAUUGAAUGUUUUUAAGCAUAGCAUUUAUGCACCGCAUUGUUUUUGAAUAUUAUAAAUGAAAGAGUUCCUUCAGACCUGUGACCCAGCACAGGAAAUGAAACUAGAAUCUAGAGUUGCUCAGAAGAGGGUUUGUUAUGCUAUUCAUGUGAAUAUUUGGGUACCACAAACCCAAGGUGCCCCUUUUAUAUCAGCUGUGCCCAUUGCCAUCAUUUAUGACGGAUAUGUUCCCACCAAUUUGCCAUGGCCUAAUUUCUCCCCACACAUAUCUUGCAGUAGGGAUUUAUAUCUAAUACAGAAGUGGCAUCUCCAUUUGUUGAGCAGGAGAAACUAUUCGGUUGCUAGCAUUUGUUAUUUUGAAUGUUUUGGUAGGCAUUCAAUCUGAGCAACAGUUGAUCUCCAAUACACACGCCUGCUUUAAUCACUUUCCACAGCUUGUUCCCGUUCUAGUGAAAUAACAAAACAAAAUGCUAACAAAUGUGUUCCACUAUUGAUAUCAACUAAUGUACAGCUGUAUUUAUGGUUUAUUAAGGGGAACCCCGAGUGUUAAGACUUAUAUGGCUUAUAAGUAACGGAAAUGGUGUCUCUUACUGAAAUAUGUAGAAGAAAACCCAUGAAAGAUUUAUGUUAUUUAAAAAAUCUUCAACAUUUUAUACAUAUUUUGGACUAUGGUGGGCAUCAUUAUUUCGAUGAUAUGAAAUGGUUGCACUCGGUGUGCUACUGGCGCUAACUGUUGCUAUUUUUACCGUGACACAACUCGAAAAAAUAAAAUACAGAUACGAUGCCACAUUGUGCGGAUUUUGGUUGGAAUUUUCAGUCGAAGGGCGAGAAGAGAAGCGACUGCUUUUCCUAGAGAUAAGACGAGGAGAAAAGACUGGGAAAAUACCUGUGGAUGAAAACACUUCCUGAAGACCUGCGUCUUUGUUCUCUCUACUUUAGUCCUGAUGUCUUUAAGGCUUUUAGUAGACCACAGCUACUGAAGGAGCUUACAAACGGCAGAGACGAGAAACGCUAGAUGCCAUCCUGGCAGGAUAUAAACAUGCCACUGAAGGAGUCUCUCAGCGCGAAUUUCACUCGAUAUUCAGUGGCAUGUAGACUCCUUUUGGGGAAAAUCGAUGGUACGACAAUUGGUUUAAGUCUACGUUUAUAUUCAAUGCCACCUAUAAGCUCUAUCAGUAGCUGUGGUCAUCAUAUUUUCCAAGUUAUGUUGCAGUAAAAAUAGGAACAAGUAGCACCAGUACACUAUAAAAAAAUCUUUUAAAACGUUGUUUCAACUUAAUAUAAUUUGUUACACCACUGACUUAAAAUGUUCAGUUUAGUGAACUUUAAGUUUUAAGUUACUUAAUGUUAAUUUAAGAGAAAACUGCAAUAUUUUUGUUGACUAAACUAAAAAUUUUAAGUCAGCAAAUAAUAACAAAUUAUUUUUUUUUUUUUUUUACAGUGUAGCUCACAGAGUGCAAUCAUUUCACGUCAUAAUGGCGCCCCCAUAGUCCAAAAUAUGUAUAAAAUGAUGUGGAUUUUUUAAAUAACGUAAAUCUAUCGUGGGUUUUCUGCUACAUAUUUCAGUAAGAGACAUUGUUUGUGUUAUAUUAAGCCAUACAAGUCUUAAUACCUGGGGUUUCCUUUAAAAAAAAGAACCCAAAACCCCACAAAGGGAUAUUUUUCCUAGACCAAAGAUUAAAAAUGAGCAUAUCUAUAUGUAUAUUAAGCAAGAAAAACUGCUACAUUGAGAAUUUAGCAACACAAAUGUGACUGAAAUUAGUUUAAAUGAUGUUAAGACAUAUAUAAUGCUAAUGUCAUUUUAGAUUUGAUAAAAUAUGCUACUACACACUUAAUCAGUAUAUCACAUGGACUACUUAUCAGUUUAAUUAUCUUUGCAUAUCCUAAUUAACAUACAUGACAUAACAAGCAGCACAUCUGUGUAACCUCCUUCCCAAAUGUCUCCACCACUUUUCUAAACAAAGUGACACCAAUGGCUGCGCUCUUACAAGAAAUAUUUUAUUCAUAAUGUGUACAAGUAGUUUCUACGCUUUUGCACACUGCACCUGCUGCGAACUCCACUCUGCCUGCCUGCUUUCACGUGAUAGUAGUUGAGCAACUGACAGAGUCGUGUCCUGAUAUAACCCAGAGAAGAGAACCAAUCAGAUUCUGUAAACAACAGACCUCUCAGCUCAGUCCAUUAAGGAACUACACUCAUUUUAAUCAUUCAGAACUGCUGGAGCAUUUAGUUUCAUAAGUAGUAAGCAAGCCAAUCGCACAUAACGCAUAUCAAAAUAUAAAAGAGGAACGUUUAAAUGUAGCCAUCAUUCUGAGCUAUUUAACAUGUUUUAUAUGCAAUGUGUCCAAUCACAGGCUCUGGUGAGGAAGUGACCUUUUAGGUACGCAACGUUAAGCACACUCAUUUAUGAGUGUACUAAAAGGGUAUUAACAAAAUUUGGUUUAUCUAUUGCUGGUGUGAGCUCAGAUCCUUUCAAGUGUUCACUUAUUGUCAUUUGUGAUGUAUAUGAGCUAUGUUAUAUCAGAAUGUAUGUGUGAAUUUUUUUUAUUGACGCAGCUGUAUUGAUCGAGUAUAUUAUAUAUUUCAGAUAUUGUUUGGUUUUUACAUGUAAUAGGUACGCAACAUUUCAAAAAGCACAGGGGAAAAGAGACAUCAUGGUACUGCAGCUUUGCCUGGCAGCUUAGAAAAUAUACUUUAUUAUCAGGUAUGCAUUUAACUGCUUUUACAUUCAUGUAGCAGUAUAAUCAAAAAGCAUAGCGCAUCCAGACGCUGCAUGGGACAACUUCAUGCCAAGAGACACUUGUAAAUAUUGAAAAGACUAUUUUGUUCUGUUAAAUUUUGUCAAUGUUGAAGUAUGGUUCUGUAAUAAUUGGCAGCAGCUUUUAAAAGACAGCACGUGGAACUUUUAAAGUUUGUCUGCACUGAGGAACUAAUGAAAAUUUAAGAAUCAGUGGAACACAUGCUGUUUUCUCGAUGCAUUUUCAAUUAAAGAAAGUUUAAAGGAGGUUUAUUAACGUUUAAAAGGCUAAUAACAGGAAUAUGUAUUGCUUUGGAGUACUUUAGCACUAUUUAAAAUGUAAGGUUUAAUUACGAUCUGUGGAUGGAGUCCAAAUGUUGUCCGUGUUUGCUUGUAAUGGUACGUUGUGAUGGUACAGGUUCCAUAUUAAGAAGAUCCUUGUUUUAUUUAAUAUCAUGGUGAAACAUUGAACAUUUGAUUUCUCCCUCUAACCAAAUCCUGUGUAUUUAGUUGUAAAUAAGAAUGAAUUUUGCAUUUAUUUCAUCAUAAUCUUUGUAUUGUGGUAUUUGCUUAUUAAACAAUAUAGUCAUGCAGGACUAAUAAUUAAA